UCCUAAAGGAGGAGAAAGAAGAAGAAGCAGGAAGUGCGCGGCUGGGCCGUUGUUUCAGCCGUGUGCUGAGCAACAUCAUUGUCCCGGGCGUCCCACCAAACAGGCGCGGUCCAUGGCCGAACCGGUUACAUCGCGCUAUCUGGCAACACGCACACAGUCACGAGGUUCCCGACUAUGGCGAAGGGUCCUCGGCACCGUCGUGGGCCUCGUCAUCGGCUCCUGCCUGCUGGUGCUCAUAGGCAUGAUCGCCAGCAUGGAUGUCUUCAUGCCUAGCAACGGCGUCUACCGCAACGUCAGCCACACCAACAUGGGCGUCCUCGAGACCGUGAUCACGGUCGCGAUGAAGAACAUCGCCGAUCGCUACUGGCGUUCCGACAAACGCGCCGACGUCCCCGCUACCCACACCACCGACAGCAGGGACUCCUCCCUGUUGCUCAUCCAGAACCGGUCGCUGGCGUUCCACGAGGAACUGCGCGGACAGCUGUCCCUGGGCGCGCGCCCUCCCGACGUUGGCGACGGCACAGCUUAUGGCUCGACAGAGUUAGCUGUGCGGGCCGCUGAAGUGCCCGGCGUCAGACUGGCAGCGAGUAGGGGCUUCGGGAGACGCGAUCCUUCGUUAACAGUGGCGCGAAAUUUCCGGAGGAAACGUGGGACCCGAUUACAUCGGUAGAUCGCCGACUUGUGGAGAAUGGCGAGGUGCUGCAGAUGAUAGAGUAAAUGCGUCAGAAGAAACUGGAAAAGCGGAGGCUUUUUUUUUCGUUUCUCACGUGAGUGUCAAAACGUCGUGACGCAGAAGAUGGUCACACGAGAGCAGUACAUUGUGACGCUUCGGCACUCGCUCCAGUCGUCUGCAGUGCUGCUACACCGCGUCCCGCAACGACCAGCGGUAUUGUAGACGAGCAAGCGGGACUGCGCAAGUGCCAAAAUAUCCUGCUCCGACGUGACCAUUUUUCU
Molecule: messenger RNA, 954 nt
Organism: Dermacentor albipictus
Lineage: Eukaryota; Metazoa; Arthropoda; Arachnida; Ixodida; Ixodidae
Source: RefSeq, a predicted model, not a curated record